Molecule: messenger RNA, 1914 nt
Organism: Chelonus insularis
Lineage: Eukaryota; Metazoa; Arthropoda; Insecta; Hymenoptera; Braconidae
Product: WW domain-binding protein 11
Exons: 7
Coding region: 132-1796 (554 amino acids)
Biological process (GO): RNA processing
Cellular component (GO): spliceosomal complex
Source: RefSeq, a predicted model, not a curated record
UUAGACUUUGCAAUAUUCGUAAAUACAUCAUUGAAAAACUUGUGAAAUUUCCAUUAAAAAAAUAUUAUUUAUUGUUUAUAACAAAAAUCAAGUGAAGUAAAUCAAGCAGUUAUUAAAUAAUAAACAUAAAAAUGGGUCGGCGUUCAAUAAAUACUACCAAAAGUGGGAAAUAUAUGAAUCCUACUGAUCAAGCUCGUAAGGAAGCAAGGAAAAAAGAAUUGAAAAAAAAUAAAAAACAAAGACAACUUGUAAGAGCUGCUGUAUUGAAAGGGAAAGAUCCUAUACAAAUUAUUGAAGAAAUGGAGAAAAUAGAUCAAAUGGAAUAUAACGUUAUGCAACCACCACCUUUAAACGAAAAAGUUUUAAAAGAUAAACGAAAAAAAUUAAAAGAAACUUUGGAUCGUGUUUUAAAUAUGUAUGCCAAGGACGAUAAAGAAAAAUGUUUUGAAUUAAGAGAACAAUUAAUUCAAUAUGAAAGACGUCGAAUCGAUUUGGUAACUUAUUUCGAAGCGGUAAGACAUGCCCAACAAGUUCAAGUAGAUGAAAUUCCACUACCUUCAACAAAUACUGACAUAUCUCGAAUGUAUUCAGGUACUCUUGCAGCUCAAAUUCCAUUACCAGACAUUCCACAGCCACCAAAUGUUAUGUAUACACAUUCAAAUUACUUGCCUCAACAUCAUCCUUUAAUGAAUAUCCCUGUACCUCCGAGUAUAUUGAAGAAAACAAGUAUAUAUUCUGAUAUAUCUGGAGCAACUGUGUCAGCAGCUAAUAAAGAACCACCAGGAGUACCACCUUUUCCACCACCUGAUCUUUCUCUUGAAGAAGAAUUUCUGUCUGAGAAGUCAAAGGAUAAUUCUCAAAAACUGCGAUCAAUUCGAUUUGCCGAUGAAAAAGAUGAUAAUAAACAUGAAUCAGAUGAUGGUGAUAAAAACUUAGAUAAAGAAAGUGACAAGGAUAGAGAAAAAGACAAAGUAAAACCUACAUCUGUACAACAAAAAAUGUUAGCAAUGGCAGGCCAGGAUAUUGAUCAGUUUAUGCGAGAAAUGGAGGUAGUCCAUAAGAAAAAGGAAACCGAAAGGGCUCAAGAUUUAAAUAUAAGAUUGUCAAUGUUAGAAUCUGAGGAAGAUAAAACGAGUAAUAAGACAGAUCAUGAAAAUAUGGAAUUUUCUAGUUCAUUAAAUCAUAUGACAGCUGUCUCAGGUCAUCACCAUCAUCCUCAUGUUCAGCAUCCACAACAUUCUAUAUCAUCAAUGGGAAUACCACCUCCUCCACUUCUCUAUCGACCACCACCACCAAUGCAUCUUCGAAUGCCUCCACCUCCACCGCCAAGGAUUGGCUUGAGAUUACCACCUGGACCUCCACCAGGCAUGCCACGAAUGUUGAGACCAGGACCUCCAAAUUUACCUCGUAUUCCACCACCACCACAAAUGCAAGUUUCAAACUUGUCGAACUUACAGAAUAUGUCGAAUAGUCAAAUACAAAAUAACAGUAAUAAUAAUUCUCAACAAAAAACGCCAAAUGUAUUAUCAGCUGCUCCACAAUUAAUUAAUAGAAAAGAUAAAGACAAUAAAUCUACAACUACGAUAGAAGCAAAACCACAAAUAAGAAAUUUAGCAGCUGAUGUUACGAGAUUUCUUCCUACAUCAUUACGAGUUAAACGUGAUGAUCGUCGUAAAACAAAUAUCACGCGAGUAUCAGAAAAAAUUAUUGAAAUACCAUCUGCUAAGGUAAUACAAACGAAGACUAAAGAUGAUGCAUACAUGCAAUUUAUGCAAGAGAUGGAAGGAUUAUUGUAAUUUUUACUCUUAGUGUUAUUUAUUAAUAUCAGCAAUGAUCAUGAUUCAAAAUUAUUUCACCAAUUGCAUUAUAUAUAAAUGUUUGUGAAUUUUUUUCCUCAAUUUAUCUAAUCAUAAU